UUAUCAAAAUAAUCGGUGAGGAUAGUGGUAAAAAUAAAUUGGUUUCAUUUGCUAGAUCUGAUGUCAGGCCAGUGUCAGCAAAUAUAUAAGUAUUUCUGACAGACAUUCGCCUAGUUGGCACAAAACUGCCCGCUAAAUGUGGAAACCCGUGUCACCUCUCCCAGCCCGCCGCCCCAGUGAGCCUCACUCACGAGAGGGCCGCUCCCGGGUAGUAGGGUAUCCAUCUGCUCCACGCGCCACCCACACCGGAGACAUGACAGCAGCACCUAUUCUCAGGAGGCGACUAGGUCCUACAACUUUCAACGUGAAUAUCUGCUGAGAUUACAGCAAGUUAUUCGAGUGGAUUCACUGCGUGUCUAGCUGUGACACGCACACGCACCUCUUUAAUUUAGGCAGACGGGCUACAUCUUUGGGAAGUUGUCAUACUCAGCACGCGCCCAAUUGGGAGAGAGGACCACUGGUGCAGAAGAUGUAAAACUUCGCGUUACCGUCUGUUUGCUGCUGUUGUUGACUAAAGACAAUGACCGUUACCUACACCAGUAAGGUCGCCAAUGCCACGUUUUUUGGCUUUCAUAGACUUUUAUUGCGAUGGAGAGGCAGCAUCUACAAAUUGCUGUAUCGGGAGUUCCUCGUUUUUGCACUUUUAUAUACCAUAUUAAGUAUCAUAUACAGGCUAGUCCUGACGGAGUCCCAGAAGCGGUUCUUUGAAAAGGUGUCCAUAUACUGUGAUAAAUACGCAGAACAGAUCCCAGUCACGUUUGUCCUGGGGUUCUAUGUAACACUGGUGGUGAACCGCUGGUGGAACCAGUUCCAGAACCUUCCGUGGCCGGACCGGCUGAUGUUCCUGAUCUCCAGCUGCGUGCAGGGCCGUGACGAGCACGGGCGUCUGCUGCGGCGAACGCUGAUGCGCUACGUCAACCUCACCUCGCUGCUCAUCUUCCGCUCCGUCAGCACCGCCGUCUGCAAACGCUUCCCCACCAUCGACCACGUGGUGGAGGCAGGCUUUAUGACUGCCGAGGAGAGGAAGAUGUUUGAAAACCUGAAGUCUCCGCACAUGAAGUACUGGAUCCCCGUAGUGUGGUUCACAAACUUAGCCUUCAAAGCCCGCAAGGAGGGACGCAUUACAGACAAUGUGGACCUCCAGCACAUCCUUGCUGAGAUGAACAAGUUCAGGACCUGGUGCUCUACUCUGUUUGGCUAUGACUGGGUGGGGAUCCCACUUGUCUAUACUCAGGUUGUGACGUUAGCAGUGUACACAUUCUUCGUGGCCUGCCUUAUUGGACGUCAGUUCCUCGACUCCAGCCAAGGUUAUCCAGGUCAUGACCUUGACCUCUACGUGCCCAUCUUCACCUUGCUGCAGUUCUUCUUCUACUCCGGCUGGCUCAAGGUGGCAGAGCAACUCAUCAAUCCUUUUGGAGAGGAUGAUGACGACUUUGAGACCAACUGGUGCAUUGACAGAAAUCUACAGGUAUCUCUAAUGGCUGUGGAUGAGAUGCAUAUGAACCUGCCUCCCAUGACUAAAGACAUAUACUGGAAUGAGGCUGAUGUGAGGCCGCCCUACACUGUGGCCUCUGCCGACUACUGCAUCGCUUCCUUCCUCGGCUCCACCACAGACUUGGGGCUGUCGGAGAUCUUCCAGGCCGAGGAGACGGAUCCCCAUGUGCUGCGGCGGCAGGAGACAGUGCUGGGCCGCGUCCGUCGCCUGCUGAGCGUGCAGGAGCAUUCUGACCUGUCGCACCCGCGCCCCGCUUUCAAGCGCCACAGCAGUGACAUCCCCAGCUUUCUCCCCUUCGUGGCGGACCACCGUGUCCACCCAGGGGGGCCAGAGGACGCCCCGAUGCCACCCAAGCCCCCCCACGCUGGUCCGCACUCCCAUCCCCACCCUCACCUCCUCAGUCCUCAUCUGCUGGACACACUGGCUACCCUUCAAGAGGUCAACAGCACCCCUUCCUCCCCCGAUACAGACGUCCACUCCCCGCCCUUCACUGAUGUGCCUGAGGUGGUCAUCAGCGCACCCACCUCGACCGGUAACUAUGACAACAGUGCAACUGAGACAACAUCGCUUUCAGAGGCCGCACCAAAAACUUACAGCAGCAGUAAUGAUGCUCCCCUAAGUCCAGAGCAGGCCCUGAAGCCUGAGGCUCAGGUAGAAGGCGACCCCGGCGAAGAGGUCCCAGGAGCGGACACACCUGUCUGUUACAGCCCCACGCGCAUAGGGCCCCGCAAGUUUCACUGGACCACGCCAGCCGACCACAUGCGGAAGCGGCAGCUGUCCUUCCAGCUGUCCCGCCAAGGCUCCAGGAGCUCGCUCCACAGCCUGCCCAGCCCACGCGUGCUGGGCCGACACAGGGGUCAGCACGGCCGUCAGCACGGCCCCUCGCCCCUGGAGACCCCACAGCAGGAGGACCACCCUGGGGUCCCCGAGACGCUCUAGAGCCGCAGGGCACAGAGAGAGAGAGGAACAACUGCUAGAACCAAGACAAUAACAAGAGCUUUUACAGUCCCUCGCAGGGCACAGAGAGACAGAGAGAGAGAGGAACAACUGCUAGAACCAAGACAAUAACAAGAGCUUUUACAGACCCCUGUGGCUUGUCUGCAAAAACAAUAUCAUUUACGGGGAAGCCUGGAACUUAAUUGCACAUCGCAGUGAACUUUGAAGUCUAAUGUGUGUGUAAUAGCAGGGGAUUGCCAGAGCAACGAACAUAAAUAAACUACAGCUCUUGCCCAGAGAAUCGAGUGUGCUGAAUCUUACUGUGUAAUGUCCUGUACAAUGGACUUUCAGUUCAAACAAGCAGAAUAGUUGGAGUUUAUGCUCCCUAAGCCUUGAUCUUUCACAUUUGAAUGGCUGCCAGUUUUGUUAAUUUUAUAUAUUAUGUUGAAUAUUCAGAAGAUGCUGGAAAUGUGAUGCUUUGCAGUUUUAACAGCGUUGCGGUAGUUACUGUACAUGUGCUUCCUGCCUUUAUUCUUGACAUGGCACAGUCAUUAAACGUAUAUGUAGUGCACAGUCAUUAAACAUAUAUGUAGUGCACAGUCAUUAAACAUAUAUGUAGUGCACAGUCAUUAAACGUAUAUGUGCACAGUCAUUAAACAUAUAUGUAGUGCACAGUCAUUAAACGUAUAUGUGCACAGUCAUUAAACGGAUAUGUAGUGCGCAGUCAUUAAACGUAUGUGUGCACAGUCAUUAAAAGUAUAUGUAGUGCAGUCAUUAAACGUACUGUAUAUGUAGUGCACAGUCAUUAAACGUAUAUGUGCUCGUUCCAUGAUUGUAAUGAAAUGACUGAUAUUGGGAUGCCUUACAAAUGCUCUCUGAUAAAGUGUGCAGUCUCAGAUGGUCAUAAUGAGAUACAAGUUCUCUCCAUAAACUACCAAGCUUCUAGAAUCAAUAUAUCACUCUAUAUAAGUGUAUGAGCCAUAUUCAUUUUGUAUUAUUUUAUUUAAUUUUGCUCGGUGCCACUAGGGGGCUGUAUGUGCUUUGUGGCUCAGCCGACCUCGGGUCAGCCCAGGUAGGCCAUUUAACCUACAGGAAACCCAGACGCAGGUGUUGCUAAUUUGGGAAGCAAACAGUUUUCGACUGUGCCUUUGUGCCUAUGUGCAUAUGUACCUAGCCUUUGUGGUGAGCAAUUCGGUUUGUUAUUUUGGUUACAUGUAUUAUGAGUUAAAGUUAUUGCCGCUGUAUGAUAUAUGGAUGUAAAAUAAACCUGCGAGAUAAUUGUAACAAUUA
Messenger RNA from Alosa sapidissima (American shad), 3721 nucleotides. RefSeq names its product bestrophin-3-like. The transcript has 9 exons. NCBI's taxonomy places the organism in Eukaryota, Metazoa, Chordata, Actinopteri, Clupeiformes, Clupeidae. The record is from RefSeq and is a predicted model, not a curated record. Bases 521 to 2434 code for a protein of 637 amino acids. Gene Ontology annotation, molecular function: chloride channel activity.